AUGUCGAUCAGUAGUACUUGCUACCUGAACCUCUUCCGUGCUAUCAGCAUCAGCCAGGGGGACUCCAAGUGGGCAGUGCUGAAGGACCCAGCUGCUAAUGUGCUGUACGUGGCCAUGCUCUCGGUGCCUGAUGUUCUACACAAACAGAGUAUGCGACACAUCCAGAGAAUCAGCAUCUCUAUCAGAGCCUCUCUCGAGUCUAGAGCCACCACCAUCAUCCUCCUCCUGAUGAGCACCUUUGUCUCUUUUUAUACCGUGUCCUGCAUCUGUCAGAAUUGCUUGUCUGUGAUUUACAAGCCCAGCCCUGUGCUGCACCAUAUGUCGGCAUUUGCUUUGGGCAAUUUCCCAGCGCUCAGCCCUUUCCUGCUCAUGAGCAGACACUCUACUCCCUGCAGCCUCCUCUUCAACUGA
This is a messenger RNA of Dipodomys ordii (Ord's kangaroo rat), 411 nucleotides long. Its product is annotated as vomeronasal type-1 receptor 4-like. Gene Ontology annotation, cellular component: membrane. Gene Ontology annotation, biological process: G protein-coupled receptor signaling pathway. Bases 1 to 411 code for a protein of 136 amino acids. NCBI's taxonomy places the organism in Eukaryota, Metazoa, Chordata, Mammalia, Rodentia, Heteromyidae. The record is from RefSeq and is a predicted model, not a curated record. The transcript has 3 exons. Gene Ontology annotation, molecular function: pheromone receptor activity.